AUGACCAACUUCCAAAUCCAAAUCAUCUCCGACACCAUCUGCCCCUGGUGCUAUGUGGGCUACCGCCGACUCUCCCGGGCAAUCACCACCCACCAAGCCCUGCACCCAGCAGACACAUUCAACAUCCACUGGAAAGCCUUCUACCUCAACCCUGCCGGUGCCGCCUAUCCCGGCGUGAACAAAGCCGAGAUGUACAGCCAAAAGUUCGGCGCAGGCCGCACAGAAGCCAUAUUCGCGCGGAUGGGUACUGUCGGCGAAGGCGAGGGCAUCAAGUUUAGUUUUGGGGGCAAUUCGGGAUCAACUAGGGACUCGCAUCGACUGCUGUGGUAUGCGGGACAGCAGGAGAAGUUGGGUGGUGGUGCGGGUGAUGGGUUGAUUGGGGGAGUGCAGACUCGGGUUGCGGAACAGUUGUUCCGGGCUUAUUUUGAGGAGGAGAAGAAUAUUACUGAUUUGAAGGUUUUGGUGGAGGCGGGUGUUGGGGGUGGGUUGGAUCGGGAGGAGGUGAAAAGGGUGUUGAAUGAGGAUGUUGGAGCUGAAGAGGUGGAUUUGGAGGCGAAGACGGCGGCGAGUCGGUUGGUCUCGGGGGUGCCGUAUAUUACAGUGCAGGGGAAGUAUCAUGUUGAAGGGGCGGAUGAGCCGGAGACUUUCUUGGAGAUCUUUAAGAAGAUUAAAGAGUAG
This is a messenger RNA of Penicillium salamii, 678 nucleotides long. The record is from the annotation of a GenBank genome assembly. NCBI's taxonomy places the organism in Eukaryota, Fungi, Ascomycota, Eurotiomycetes, Eurotiales, Aspergillaceae.